Staurois parvus is the source of this 2634-nucleotide messenger RNA. The record is from the annotation of a GenBank genome assembly. NCBI's taxonomy places the organism in Eukaryota, Metazoa, Chordata, Amphibia, Anura, Ranidae.
AUGGGAGUGAAACGCUAUCUUAUCGGGGGUUGGGAACAAUUUCAACACUUCUGAACUAGCGAAGAAACAGAUGAAAGAACUUGCCUCAGAGCCGAACUGACAUCCACACCGGGUUCUGGUGGACUUCAAAGAGCUGGAGAACCUGUUUGCAGAACUGCAGCAAAAAAUCCUGGAGAUCGAGGGUGUUCAGACCUGUGCUGCAACUUCCAGGAGUGUCUGCAAUGGAUCAGCUCAGGGAACCAGUUUCUCCAGAGAACUCUCAUCUGCAGGUCUCAGCGCUGCACUGACACCGGACCAUCAGUUCCUUGGAGACCCCGGGAUCUUUGAUUGGUCGGGUGGAAUGCUCAAUAUUUCUGGGCCUGAGAAGCUGAUGAACAUCUCUCUCCAGGAGGAUGACAAAUACGGAUAUCUGGGAUACUCUCUAGACAUUCUGCGGACCCCAGAGGGGACCUUCUAUGUGGCGGGAGCCCCAAGGUACCAGUAUGUCGGACUCGUGACUGUCUUCCGAGAGACACCAGAUGGAGCAGAGUGGAUCCGGAACAUCUCAGGAGAGCAGGUCGGCUCGUACUUUGGCUCAGAGAUUGAGGUUUGUGACAUUGACCAGGACGAUCUCUCAGAUGUGGUGCUGAUUGCGGCUCCUCAUUUCUAUGAUGUUCGAUGGUCUGGACAGGUGUCUGUAUAUCGCUGUAUUCAGGGAGGUCUCCAGUUCCAGUGGUCUCUCCAUGGUGAGUCGGGUCACCUUCACUCUCAGUUUGGAGCGGUGGUCUCGGCUCUUGGUGAUCUGAAUGGAGAUGGUUUCAGUGAUGUGGCAGUUGGAGCGCCGUACGAGAUGGAGGGGAGAGGAGCGCUGUACAUAUACGGAGGAGGGGCUGGAGGGGUGAACGCUGAAUAUAGCCAGCGUCUGACGGCUCCUACUCAGAGUUCUGGUUUUGGUCUGUCUGUUCACGGAGUGCUGGACAUGACGCGGGACGGGCUGACGGAUGUUGCGGUGGGAGCAGCGGGCAGUGUCACCCUCUUCAGGUCACAACCUCUGCUCAACGUCAGUGUAACCAUGACGUCCAUACCGCCGGAGAUCCCUAUCCCCACCGUGGAGAGCGCCAUCUGUGGGAUUGAAGUGAUCCUGGAGAUAUGUGUAGACCCCCAAAUCCAAACCACCCAAUUUACAGGGCCCCUGAAUGUCUCUCUCCCAGUACUCGGUAACUCUGGAUUCUGGGCGCUUUGUCAACCGAAUGUCCUUCCCAAACAGUCAGAGGGAGAAGACAGAGACCAUUGUUCUUGGAGUGGCUCAGCGUGUGUGCUGGAAUCACAGCAUUUCCCUUCUGGAUUGUUCUCUGGAGGACAGCUCUUCUGUGUUGGUGUCUCUUACGGCCUCUCAGGUCCCAAAUGUCUCUCGUUGGCUUCUCUCUCCAUCCAGCAGUCUCAUAGCCAGCACCCAGAUUCCCUUCCAGUUCUGUGGCAGUGGAGAAAGCUGUGAGCCCGACUUCCACCUAGAUCUAUCGAUGGAAAAGUUGGUCGUGGAGGAAGGAGCGUCAUUCUCAGUGUUUCUCAAACUUUGGAACAAGGGAGAAAAUGCCCAGAGGGCAAAGCUUCGGGCCACCUUCUCAACUGGACUGUCUUUCCGCAAAGUCAAUAUUACAAAGGCAUCACGGAGGAUCCCACUGUUGUGUGAAGGUUUAGACACCCAAAGUCUCUCAUGUAAUAUCAGUCACCCUAUCAUGAGACAGGCCUCCUGGGCCGACAUCCACAUCAUGUUUGGAAUUGUUGCCAAUGUCUCCUGGCCGGAUCGGGUCCAGCUAACUUUUCAAGUCACCAGUGAGAACGAUGGGAACAAGACCAGCAAGAUGAACAAGGUGACCCGAGACGUCCCCGUCCUGUAUCCAAUCAACAUCAUCAGUCGCAGGGUGGAAAACUCAACGAAAUAUCUUCAAUUCAUCGAAAAAGAGGAGCAGAGUGAUGUGACCCAUGCAUAUCAGAUCCAGAACCUGGGAUCCAGCCUGGUCCACACAGAGUUCAGUGUCACGGUGAUGGCUCUGGCCGUCGGAGGCGGAUGGCCUUGUCUGGGAUUACCGUGUGACACGUUGGGUCACCAAUGGUAACUGUGAAGAGCCGGACCAUUCCCAGACCCGAGAGAGGUCCACCAGACCACCAGGAAACCAGACCUUCCUAUGUAAAAGUGGAGCAACACGGAACCAUCAACAUACAAGUGACAGGGGACAGUGAGGCCGAUGAAUGCCUGGACGGAGGCGAAGUCUGGAAAUCUCAGCAGCGCGGUGAUGGUCGGCUACAAUGAGACGCGAUAUCACAGCCAGUUGGGAGGAAGUUCCACCAUGUACAGGUGACAACACAAGUGGAUCUUGUGGUUCCUCCCACCCACGUGCCGUACAUUGUGGGGCAGUACAGUAGGAGGGGUUAUCCUGCUCCUCCUCCUCUGUGUGCUGCUCUAUAAGUGCGGAUUCUUCAGCAGCGGUACAAGGAUCGGAUGGAGGAAGAGUUUCUUCUACACCGUCGUCCAGCAAACCACGCCGUGCGAUGAGGAAAGAUGACAACAGCAGGGCCACAGAGGGCCCUCCAGGAGCACUGACAUCUCUUCCUGAACCUGUGGAUCCUCCACUGGAGUCAUCUGAAGGACAAUAA